CUGCCUCCUCUUCCCUCCCCCCCUCUCUCUCUCUCCUGGCAGACGGACGUCGAAGGCCACCGCUUAGAAGCGUGAAGCCCCGAGCUUGAAGAAAGAGGAGAAAGACGAUUGAAAAAAUGGCGACGACGAAGCCCCUUCUUCUUCUUCUUCGUCUUCCAGCAGCUGUACGGCUGGAGACGAAGAGGGCUCCCCCGGACGGAAACGGCGGAAUCCCACUUCCUCCCGCCAGCAGCAGCAACCUUCGGAGGCCCGCGCUUUCUCUCUCUAAGCCUUCUUGGGUCGUCAGGACGGAGUCGAACGUGCACAGGGAGGCUCGAACCAAGCCGGAACCCCCUUGCGUCGUCUGCCGUGGGAGCGGAAGGAUCGAUUGUCACCGUUGCCGCGGAAAAGGAAGGACAAACCAUGUUCACCUGAAGAUGCUUCCAAAAGGGGAGUGGCCAAAAUGGUGCCGGACAUGUGGUGGCAGUGGCCUUGAAUACUGCUCACGAUGCCUUGGCACCGGAGAAUACAGGUAUAUAAUGGGCUUCCAGUUUAUGAAGAGGGAGACUAAAGAGAGUGCAGGCAGUGAAAAAAAUCAGAAUGAAGCAAAUGAAGAUUGUCGAAGUACUGCCGAUCGACUCCUCAAUGGUGACUAGUUCGUGCAAAAUUUCAUUGCUGUGAAGAAUGCGGCUCAGUUUACUUGGUCAUUGAAUUAGGCCAAAUGUUGCAGCUCAAGUAUCAAAAACCAUCAGGGGUUUGCCGGCUCUGAAUGUCUUCUUUUCAGUCUAUGGGUGAGAUCCAAAUGUCAUGGCAGCAUUACCAAGAAUCUUGAAAUUCACUGAAGAACAGCAAACCCUUAAAUCGAUCGAGGGAGAUUUGUCAAACGAGGGACAUGCUUCCUUCAUUUCUAGGAUUGAAUUGAUGAUUGAAAUCAUUGUUAGUGGUAUGAGAGUGAAGUACCCUUCCCACACUUUUAGUCUAAAAACAGCUUCUGUUAUGGUGAUAAUAUUACUAAUACUAACAAAAUAUAUUCAACUGCUGCUUAUGUUAGCCAGAAAA
This is a messenger RNA of Eucalyptus grandis, 1038 nucleotides long. RefSeq names its product chaperone protein DnaJ. The record is from RefSeq and is a predicted model, not a curated record. Lineage: Eukaryota; Viridiplantae; Streptophyta; Magnoliopsida; Myrtales; Myrtaceae. Bases 117 to 635 code for a protein of 172 amino acids. The transcript has 4 exons.